Molecule: messenger RNA, 426 nt
Organism: Cylicostephanus goldi
Lineage: Eukaryota; Metazoa; Nematoda; Chromadorea; Rhabditida; Strongylidae
Source: the annotation of a GenBank genome assembly
AUGAUAGCGGGAAUUGUGUGGAUGCUUAUGCUGUUUAUUAUGGUAUCAACUACUGCCGACGAUUUCUUUUCACCGAAUGUUGCGUCAAUUGUUGCACAUCUGAAAAUUAGUGAAAGCAUAGCAGGUGUGACAUUCAUGGCGUUUGGCAAUGGGGCUCCAGAUAUAUUCGGUUCCAUCGCAUCCGUUCUCAGCAGUCCAAAACCCAAAGCCGGAUUUGCUUUGGGAGAACUCCUGGGAGCUGGCAUAUUUGUUACUUCUAUGGUCACAGCCACAAUUAUUCUCGUCAAGCCGUUCAAGAUUGAUGUAUUUUCAACUAUUCGUGAUCUCAUAUUUUAUCUCAUUGCACUGGCUUGCAUAACAUUUGUUUUUCUGUACAGCACCAAUGUAUAUAUCUGGGAACCAGCUGGUUAUCUGGCCCUUUAUGCU